Talaromyces atroroseus is the source of this 633-nucleotide messenger RNA. RefSeq lists its product as hypothetical. The transcript has a single exon. The record is from RefSeq and is a predicted model, not a curated record. The coding region runs from base 1 to 633 and encodes 210 amino acids. NCBI's taxonomy places the organism in Eukaryota, Fungi, Ascomycota, Eurotiomycetes, Eurotiales, Trichocomaceae.
AUGUCUGCGCCAGACAGCCCUGACACCUCCCUGCAGAGCACCCGCGAAAGCGACUACUUCAAAUUCAAGCGCAUUGCUGCCUGGACCUUUGUCGUCGCGUCCCCCGUCCUCAUCGCCCUGCCGCCCCGCAAGCUGGACCUCAACACCGUCGCUCUGUCAGCCGCCUUCGCCGUGUCGGCCAAUCACCUCUACCGCGACAGCAACCCCUAUGGCCGCGGCAUCAUCGACGAUGUCGGCGUGAAAUACCUCGGCAAGUCGGCUGAGCCACCGCGCUCGCAGGGCAUUGCCAAUCUGUUCAAUGCCCUGCCCACGGAGAAAGCACAGGAAGUGCAAGCCAGGCUGCGAGCGUCGAAGGAAGCCGCUAUUCACAACGAAGACGAGCUGGAAAAAUACAAAAUCAACAGACGCUUCGAGGAUCGAUCGCUGCCGGAGAAGAUCUGGAUGGGCUCCGAGCCAGAAGGUUGGAAGGAGAAGCGACUGCGCGAAGAGCAAAAGGCCUUGGAUGAAGGGAAAGGCUAUGGAGAUUUGAUUAUGGAUCAUAUCUGGGAAGUGUGGAAUUGGGGGAAGCCGGCUGAUCAGAAGAAGAGAGAGGAGAUUGCGCAGAGAGAUAAGGACAAUGAAGAAAGUUCAUGA